AUGCGCAGCCUGCUCUUCUGUUUUGCCCUCUGGAUCACGCUCGCCAUCCUCGGUAUCCAGGCCCAGCCGCUGAGGACCUAUUUUUUUUCCAUCCACAACCUCGGCAGCGCCCUGUACGAGCUCGAGCUGUACCAGGGCCAGCUGCUCGCCGAGAUGACCAAGGUAUCGAGCCUCGCCUGGCGGUACAGCCCUGCCAGCGGAUCCUACCAGCUUCAUACUGGCGUCAUCGUCGACUCAAACGAGGUCUGGCGUUUGGAUCGCGGCCUCCUAGAUCGCGUCGGAAUCUUGACCGGGAAGGCGCCGGGCGAUCACUUCGCUGUUGACGAGGCCCUCGACGACCUGUUGACGGCGAGAAACAGGGCACAGACCCUGAAGGAAUGGAUCAAGGUCAAGAUCCGCGAAGCAGACGACCGUGCAGAAAAGUACACCAAGGUCAACCGCGACAUCCACCUCGAUCGCUAUCUUAUGCGCGAUGGCCUACCUCCGAGCACAAGGGACAGGGCCAUGCUGUUCAAGUUCUCCCUUCGCGCCGUCUCGUCGAUGCGGUACACGCUCAAGGUCGCCUACAGGAGCGCCGAAUUUGCCCGGGCAAAGGUGCGCCAGAUGCUGCGACCUGAAGAUGCAGCCCCCUUCCUCUUCUGGAUGGGCGACUUUGGCUGGAUUCCCUUCCACACAGACGAUCGCGCGAUGGAUCUGCUCUUGCACGCCCUCGGCAGGCGCAGGUACAAGCUGUUGCUUCCAGAAGAGGCUCUCCUCGAUGCCAACGGCCAGAAACCAGCUCCGGCAUGGACGGACAGGGUCGGUCGAGUGCUGCUGAGCUUGGACUAG
This is a messenger RNA of Pseudozyma flocculosa PF-1, 828 nucleotides long. RefSeq lists its product as uncharacterized. The record is from RefSeq and is a predicted model, not a curated record. NCBI's taxonomy places the organism in Eukaryota, Fungi, Basidiomycota, Ustilaginomycetes, Ustilaginales, Ustilaginaceae. The transcript has 4 exons. The coding region runs from base 1 to 828 and encodes 275 amino acids.